AUGUUCCGUUCUCUUAUGUGCGCGGCUCUCGCCGCUUCUAGCGUCACUCUCGCGGCACCAACGCAGGAGUUGUUCACUCUCCAGCUUGCACCAGGCCUUACCAAGGUGGUGACAGAAUCAGAGAAGUGGGAACUCAAGGCGCAGGGCAAGAAGUUCUUUGACGUUACAGAGUCGGGUCCCGCCUCUGCCGAUGUCGAGGUUGCUGCAGUCACCUAUCCUACAGCCGUGGCCCAGACGGCAGCUGUUAAUGCUCUUAUUCCGAGCCUUAGCAAGGCCAACCUCCAGAGCAAGCUGACCACCUUCUCCAACUUUCAAAACCGCUACUACAAGUCCACCUAUGGAGUGCAGUCCUCAAACUGGCUGCUCCAGCAGGUCCAAAGCAUCAUCACGGCAGCGAAUGUCGCUGCUGACGUGAAAGUUGCAGCAUUCACUCACUCGUGGGAACAGAGCAGCAUCAUCGCCACAAUUCCAGGGCAGACAACCAACACGGUUGUCAUCAGCGCACACCAGGACAGCAUCAACCAGCGUAGCCCUGCGUCUGGUCGUGCCCCGGGCGCUGAUGAUGAUGGCUCAGCCACCGUGGAGAUUCUCGAAGUCUUCCGUGUGCUGCUGACGGACGCCAAGAUCGCAGCCGGCCAGCAUGUGAACACAAUCGAGGUUCACUGGUACGCUGCCGAGGAGGGCGGUCUUCUGGGCAGCCAGGCUAUCUGGAACAGCUACAAGCAGGCCGGGCGUGUCGUCAAAGGCCUCGUGCACCAGGAUAUGACCGGAUACGUUGCGCCAGGCACUACCGAGAGUAUCGGUCUGUUCACUGACUACGUCGAUACCAGUCUGGUGACAUUCAUUGGCAAAUGCAUCAAGGCCUACACCAAGCUGCCGGUGGUAUCGAGCAAGUGCGGCUACGCCUGCUCCGACCACGCGUCGGCCCGCAAUGCUGGCUACCCCGGCGCGCUCAUCUCCGAGGCUUCCUACGAGAAUUCCAGCCCCUAUCUGCACACGGCUCAGGACACAAUCGACACCGUCAACUUCAACCACCUCCUCGAGCUGACUAAGGUGACUCUAGGUACGAUCUACGAGCUUGCAUUCGCCAAGCUAUGA
Messenger RNA from Neoarthrinium moseri, 1098 nucleotides. RefSeq lists its product as uncharacterized. The record is from RefSeq and is a predicted model, not a curated record. Gene Ontology annotation, molecular function: metalloexopeptidase activity. The transcript has 2 exons. NCBI's taxonomy places the organism in Eukaryota, Fungi, Ascomycota, Sordariomycetes, Amphisphaeriales, Apiosporaceae. Gene Ontology annotation, biological process: proteolysis. Bases 1 to 1098 code for a protein of 365 amino acids.